This is a messenger RNA of Gaeumannomyces tritici R3-111a-1, 1922 nucleotides long. RefSeq names its product acetate kinase. Gene Ontology annotation, molecular function: acetate kinase activity. NCBI's taxonomy places the organism in Eukaryota, Fungi, Ascomycota, Sordariomycetes, Magnaporthales, Magnaporthaceae. The transcript has a single exon. Gene Ontology annotation, biological process: acetate metabolic process; phosphorylation. Bases 357 to 1763 code for a protein of 468 amino acids. The record is from RefSeq and is a predicted model, not a curated record.
AUCAGGCCACGCUUGGGGAAGCCAUCAACAACGAAGGCUGCGCCCGACGCGCGCGUGCGUCUUCGGCUGAGAGCACACAGGCGGCUGCUCUCCAUAAUCACACGGGAAACAUCUGAUUCAUUGCGAAAGACGAAAGGGAGACAGAAGACUGAAAAGGCGCUCGCCCGGCCUGACCGACUCGACCAAGCAGCGGCGGGAAUAAAUACCAGCUGAAAUACCAGCUGGUUAGGGGCGCUAGAAGUGAAUACGAAAGCGGCAUUCGAACCGACGGCUACGACCAAACAACAUAUACCAGAUACCACACACAUACAUACAUACGAUACAUACGCACGCACAAGCACACAUCUGGGCCCGAAAUGAAGAUAAUACUCGCCGUCAAUGCGGGGUCAUCCUCGGUCAAGGUUUCGGUGUACGAGAUCGCGGAUGGCCACGCGGAGCCGAUGCGAGUGGCCGAGGCGCAGAUCAACGGGCUGACGGCGCCGCCGCCCAAGAUCAGCUACAAGAGGAGAGGCGACGACGGGGGAGACGUGACGGUGCGCAAGGACGACAGCCUCGGCGACGGCAAGAUGGGCUCGCAGGCGGCCGCGUUCGAGCGGAUCCUGCGCGAGCUGUUCGAGGACGAGGGGCUGCCGCAGCUGGCCGGCAAGGGCGACAUCGCCGUGGUGGCGCACCGCAUCGUGCACGGUGGCGACGCCGAGCGGCCCGAACACAUCACCAUGGAGACGUUGCACAAGCUCGAGAAGCUCUCGGAUCUGGCGCCGCUGCACAACGGGCCGUCGCUCGCCAUCGUGCGCGCCUGCAUGUCGUCGUCGUCGCCGGGUGACACCAGCGGCGGCGGCGACGAACCCCCCUCGUCGCCGCUCGCGCCGGGCGUCGUCAACGUGGCGUGCUUCGACACCGUCUUCCACGCCUCGAUCCCGCGCCACAUACGCACCUACCCCAUCGACCAGGCCGUGGCGCGCGCCAACGGGCUGCGCAAGUACGGCUUCCACGGCCUGAGCUACGCCUACGUCACCCGUGCCGUCUCGGCCUUUCUGGGCCGGGAACCCUCCGGGGUGGGGCUGAUCGCGCUGCACCUCGGGUCGGGGGCCAGCGCGUGCGCCAUCCGCGGCGGCAGGAGCCACGACACCAGCAUGGGCCUAACCCCGCUGGCGGGCCUGCCCGGCGCCACGCGCAGCGGCAGCGUCGACCCCAGCCUCGUGUUCCACUACGCCAGCGACGUCGGCCGGCUGUCGCCAAACUCGACGAAGGAGCUGCACAUCUCGCGCGCCGAGGAGAUCCUCAACAAGGAGGCCGGCUGGAAGGCCCUGACGGGCACGACCGACUUUGGCGCCAUUGCGGCCGCCAAGGAGAACCAGGGUGGUGCUGGCGAUGGCGGUGACGACGACGGCGACGGCGACGACGACGAAAAAGUGGACGCGCGCCGGCUGGCCUUCGACCUCAUGGUGGACCGCAUCUGCGGCUUCGUCGGGUCGUACUACGUCUCGCUGGGCGGGCGGGUCGACGCGCUCGUGUUCGCGGGCGGCAUCGGCGAGCGGAGCGCGCCGCUGCGCCGCGCCGUCGUCGACCAGUGCCGCUGCCUCGGCUUCGAGCUGGACGAGGCCAGGAACGCGGCCCCGGCCCUCGACGGCGCCGGCGGCGCGUCGUCGUCGGUGGCCGACGUUGGAAAGGACGGCGCCAGGCACCGGGUCCUGGUCUGCCAGACGGACGAGCAGUUCGAGAUGGCCAGGUGGUGCGCCGAGGAUGACACUCUGUGGGUGUAGCAGUAGGUAGGGGGGGUCUUUUUCUUUAUCUCUUUUUUUUUUUUUUUUGCUCCUUGUCGCUAUACCACCCAAGACUAGACGAAGAUGAAUGUUUUGAAAGUAGCAUGAGUUUUAUGCCGAAUAACAGUAUAGGGAGCUCUCCAGCCUACCAAGAACGGC